UCCUUUCUCAUCGCAUGACCUCGUCUCAAACAUAGCUUCGGUACCCCCGUCGGAGCACCGUUGCCGACGACAAAGUCCAUGAGCUUCACUUCUAACGUGCACUGAGACUUGGACACGACGCCUGGGACGACCAUGAUUGCCAAACACGCCGCCCGCCUUCUGCUCAGGACUCGACCUACUUGCGCAGCCCGCACGUACGCGACGCAGGCCCGUGAAUGCGUCCGGAUCGUCGAAGUUGGACCCCGCGACGGUCUGCAAAACGAGUCGGCGGUCAUUCCGCCCGCGGUGAAAGUAGAGCUUGUGAAUCGACUUACGGAGGCUGGUACAGAGAUCAUCGAGGCUGGCAGCUUCGUCAGCCCGAAGUGGGUGCCCCAGAUGGCAGGAACCGCAGAGGUCAUCAAGCACAUGCAACGGCGGGAAGGACUGCAUUACCCCGUUCUCGUUCCCAAUCUCAAAGGCCUCGAAAUCCUACUAGACCUCCUCGCCCAGCAGCCCAAAGGCGAAGUCCCAUACACCGACGAAAUAGCAAUUUUCACAGCCGCCACAGACGCAUUCUGCAAGGCGAACACAAAUUGCACAAUCAAGGAGUCGCUCGAACGCCUGACGGCCGUCACGGCACGCGCGGCAAAGGAGGGACUUCGCGUCAGAGGGUAUGUGAGCGUGGUGAUUGACUGCCCGUACUCGGGUAAGGUCGAUCCCGUCAUAGUCCGCGAUGUUACCAAAGCCCUCCUCGAGAUGGGCUGUUACGAAGUCAGCUUAGGCGACACCGUAGGGACGGGCAACCCUACGACAGUCGGGAAGAUGCUCGAGACUGUCAUCGGCGGCAGUAGCGACAUCUCGCCGUCCGUGCUCGCUGGCCACUAUCACGACACGUUCGGAAUGGGCGUAUCCAACAUCCUCACCUCGCUCGACUACGGCCUCCGCACCUUCGAUUCCUCCGUCGGCGGCCUUGGCGGCUGCCCCUAUUCCCCGGGUGCGACGGGCAACGUCGCGACUGAGGACGUUCUGUACGCACUCCAGGGUAGCCGGUUCCACGCGCCAGGGGACCUCGCGAAGAUCGCGGAGGUCGGCUCGUGGAUCUCGAAGCAGCUGAAUAGGACGAACGCGAGCCGCGUCGGGAAGGCGCUCGAGGCGCGGCGGGAGAGGGAGAGAGUGGAGAAGGAGCGCGAGCGGGAUGGAGGCUCAGCAGAGAGUGUUUCUGCAAAGCUUUGAGCAGGGGGGGCGUUCUAUUGUGUUGUCUUGGUUUGCCAUGCUGCGUUUGAUCAAAUUUGGGCAUUGCGGUAAUUUGCACACUGUACGCGAGUGAAGAACAGCUAAAUGCAUGCUUGGCAUAGCAGAACC
Dichomitus squalens LYAD-421 SS1 is the source of this 1341-nucleotide messenger RNA. RefSeq names its product aldolase. Gene Ontology annotation, molecular function: hydroxymethylglutaryl-CoA lyase activity. The record is from RefSeq and is a predicted model, not a curated record. The transcript has 4 exons. Gene Ontology annotation, biological process: L-leucine catabolic process; ketone body biosynthetic process. Lineage: Eukaryota; Fungi; Basidiomycota; Agaricomycetes; Polyporales; Polyporaceae. The coding region runs from base 133 to 1212 and encodes 359 amino acids.